Molecule: messenger RNA, 787 nt
Organism: Drosophila miranda
Lineage: Eukaryota; Metazoa; Arthropoda; Insecta; Diptera; Drosophilidae
Gene: Cpr76Ba
Product: cuticle protein 19.8
Exons: 1
Coding region: 143-787 (214 amino acids)
Cellular component (GO): extracellular matrix
Source: RefSeq, a predicted model, not a curated record
AAAAUGUAAUUAAUCGACGGAUAGAAUGGGCCAAACUAAGUAUAAAAGCAUUGGGCAGUGUAUGUUGGGCAUCACAGUUCCAAUUGCGAUCUGGGCCUAGCAAGUCAGUGAAUCAGUCAAAAGAAAUCAGGACAUCGAAAAUAUGGCUCAAAAGCUAACAAUCCUCUGCUGUGCCCUGCUGGGAGUAACCGCUGCCAGCUAUAUUCCCCAUGGCGGCUAUGAGCACGGCCAUGCAGUUGGAUACAGUAUUCAGACGCACCAUGAGGCGCCCAAGAAGAAGUGGGACGAUCAUCAGGAGCACCAUCAAUGGGCGCCGGCUCCACAGCACAGCCACCACUGGGAGGCAGCUCCUCAGCACAGCCAGCACCAAUGGGCAGUUCCGCAGGCGCAGCAUCAGUGGGCCGCAGCAGAACCACAGGAGCACCAGAAAUGGACAUCACACCACGCGGAGGAGCCGAAGCACCAUCCAAAGUACCAAUUCGAUUAUGGAGUCAAGGACACCAAGACCGGAGAUAUCAAGCAGCAGUGGGAGACCCGCGAUGGUGAUAAGGUCAAGGGAGGUUACACCAUGAAGGAAGCCGAUGGCCGCACCCGCGUCGUCGAGUACACGGCCGAUGCCCACAACGGAUUCCAGGCCACAGUCAAACACCUUGGCCAUGCCGACCAUUUCGAGCACAAGCAGCAGGAUCAUGGCUAUGCCCACGGACAUGGUCAUGCUACCAGCUAUGUUGAUGUCAAGCAGGACACCAGCAGCAAGUGGCAGGACAAGAGCAGCCAGUGGUGGUAA